AUAACCAGCAUGUCGGACUCUGAAGAGGUCGUUGAAGAAUAUGAGCAGGAGCAGGAAGGUAAGAGGACGUGGAGUAUCUGCAGCUGCCCCGAGACUGAAUCUAAGAAAUGACCAGACCAACUUCAAUAACCUGCGUCUUCUUUCCCUUCCCUCUCUCCCAUGUGCACCUGUGCUCUGUGAAGAGGAGUACAUGGAAGAAGGUCAGGAAGAACAAGUAGAGGAGGCGGAGGAGGAGACGGAAGAAACCAAGGCGGAAGAACAAGAAGAUGAAACGAAAGCACCAGGAGAAGGUGGAGAGGGGGAACGAGAGCAGGAGCCUGGAGAAGGUGAAGCGAAGCCAAAGCCCAAGGUCUUCAUGCCAAACCUGGUGCCUCCCAAAAUCCCAGAUGGCGAGAGACUGGAUUUUGACGACAUCCACCGCAAACGCAUGGAGAAGGACCUGAAUGAACUGCAGGCUCUCAUCGAAGCCCACUUUGAGAGCAGGAAGAAGGAGGAAGAGGAACUCAUCUCCCUCAAGGACAGGAUUGAGCAGCGGCGAGCGGAGAGGGCAGAGCAACAGAGGAUUCGCAGCGAGAGGGAGAAGGAGCGCCAAGCCCGCAUGGCCGAAGAAAGAGCUCGCAAAGAAGAAGAGGAGGCACGGAAGAAGGCUGAGGAGGAAGCGCGGAAGAAGAAAGCUUUCUCCAACAUGCUGCAUUUUGGAGGCUACAUGCAGAAGUCAGAGAAAAAGGGUGGAAAGAAGCAAACAGAGCGGGAAAAGAAGAAGAAGAUCCUCAGCGAACGGCGGAAGCCCCUGAACAUCGACCACCUCAACGAAGACAAGCUGAGGGAGAAGGCCAAGGAGCUAUGGCAAACCAUCCGCGAUCUGGAGGCUGAGAAAUUUGACCUGCAGGAAAAGUUCAAGCGGCAGAAAUAUGAGAUCAACGUCCUCCGAAACCGCGUCAGUGACCACCAGAAAGUGUAUCAGCAUCUGCCCCCGGCUCACACCAAAUCUCUCUUCUCUUCUGCCCCGACAUGGCCUGUUACUGCAGCAAAGGGUGAGUACGGGCGUUUCCCGAGUGCUGUGUGUCUCCCACUGCACGUGUGCUGCAUGGACGCCGGGGCUUGCAUCAUGCUAGCAGUAGGGCUGAUGGAGGAGGCAUUGCCAAGGAUUGACAACCAAAGCUGCGCUGGUGACUCUCAGGAUGACAUGACAGAAGUGCCCUUCACUGUCCACCCCAGCCUCCGCCUCCUCCUUCUCCUCUCUGCUGACCCACGCCCGGAGCAGGGCCUGUCCCCUGGUGCUGUUAAGGAGAGUGAUGUGGUGGGUCCUGGCUAACAGCUUCACAGCUUCUGGUUCUUGGGAGAAGGAUCCUGCAGCCGUUGUUAUCCCACUGCAACCGGAGAUCCAAUUCAUCGAUUCUUCUCUGAAGAAUCCUUGGGAGGGAGAAACAUGGGAAGGGAACUGCGGGUCCUUAGAAACACCUGGCAAAAUGCAUGAGCUUGUUUCCGUAGAGUCCCAAAGCACAUAGAUUGACUAAGGUCCCAAGGUUUUAUCUGAGGCCACUGAAGUUCUUCCUCAGAGGGCAGUGGGCAUCAACUGGAGAUGGCUCAGUCCUCUUUGCAGGACCGCUGAUGGCACCUACCUUGUCCCUCCUUUCAUGGUCACUAAUGCAUUUUUGCAUGCGCUUUUCUGCUUCUCUUCCAGGUCAAAGGCUGCCCGUGGGAAGACCAUGGUGGGUGGCCGGUGGAAAUAGAUGACUCAGAAAGCAAAGGAGGCUCAGCCACGGAGAGGUGUACUGCCUUUUGGUCGACCAGCUGGCUUCCCCACGCUGUGGAGCCUGUGCCGCACGCCCGCCCGCCCUCCCACCGCACAGAGCUUGCAAAGACCUUGCUGCAGGCACAGUGCUGUCUGGGUGGGCAGAUGCUGCGCGAGGUGGCACUUCUCAUCUCCACGCCCCCGGUUGAUGUUGUGUCUGUAAAUAAAGAGAACCGUGAGGGGG
Chroicocephalus ridibundus (black-headed gull) is the source of this 1979-nucleotide messenger RNA. RefSeq names its product troponin T2, cardiac type (gene TNNT2). Gene Ontology annotation, cellular component: troponin complex. Bases 41 to 1315 code for a protein of 424 amino acids. The transcript is spliced from 14 exons. Lineage: Eukaryota; Metazoa; Chordata; Aves; Charadriiformes; Laridae. Gene Ontology annotation, biological process: sarcomere organization; cardiac muscle contraction; regulation of muscle contraction. The record is from RefSeq and is a predicted model, not a curated record. Gene Ontology annotation, molecular function: troponin I binding; troponin C binding; tropomyosin binding.